Molecule: messenger RNA, 7943 nt
Organism: Pantherophis guttatus
Lineage: Eukaryota; Metazoa; Chordata; Lepidosauria; Squamata; Colubridae
Gene: ZSWIM8
Product: zinc finger SWIM-type containing 8
Cellular component (GO): Cul2-RING ubiquitin ligase complex
Molecular function (GO): zinc ion binding
Source: RefSeq, a predicted model, not a curated record
GCGCGGCGGCGGCAGCAGCAUCGGCAGCCAAGCGGAGGUCGCGGAGCUUCAAGCCGAGCCCUUUCCGGGGAGGCGGCAGGAACGGUGCCGCCCCCUCCCCGUUUUCCUCCUCUGCGCCCGGGGAGCGGCUGGCCCUGGGUAGCCCUGAGGGUCGCUCCUUCGCCUUGGCAGCGAAGCCGCUUUUGCCCGGUCCUCCGCAGAGGAGAGUCGCGCCUCACCUGGAGCCCCCCCUUUCCCUUCCCUUCCCUUCCCUUUCUCGGUUUCCCUCGCUUGUUCCACCGCGCGGCCUGGCUGUGCGGCCGCUGCCCCCUCUUCCCUCCCUCCGGUGCGUGUGCACGCGUGUCAGUGUGAAUGCGUGACGCUUCCUCCGCUGGGCUCUUUCCUUCCUUCGGGAGGGCCGAAGCUGUCGCUGCCGCCGGAGACUUGGCGCCAAGUUCCCCAGAGAGUUUUCCUGGGAAGAGGCGGAGAGGCGGGUCCGGGCGGCCGGGAACCGAACUGGAGUGAACUCCCCGGGGCUCUUGGCGUGUCUUGGGGCGGCGGCGGCGGCGGCGGCGGCGGAGGAGUGCCGGGCGCGGAAUGGGCCUCUAGGCUUUCUGGGCGAACAAUGGCCUUCCAGAGGGGCGCCGGGAACUCCCCGCGCCUGGCCGCUUUUCCCGGGGCUCCCAAGUCAGGCGUGCCUCUCCGCCCAGGCGGUCUGGGCUCGUGGUAGGGCUCGGCAUCCCGCGAGUUGAGGGGCGGCCGGGGCUUUUCUCCCACCAGGCGCCCGCCGGGCUUUCUGUGCGGCUUCUGCCUGUUGGAGGCGGGGAAGCGCCCCGGGUGGAAGCAGCGACGAUACAGGUUGUCCUGGAGCCGCUUGGCUGCGUCUCCCGGGGAAGCCGCGUGGCCCGUCCUCUUUUUUUCCCUCCGCCUGCUUUCUUGGAUGUGAUGGAACUCAUGUUCGCCGAGUGGGAAGACGGGGAAAGGUUUUCCUUCGAGGACUCGGACCGCUUUGAGGAAGACUCGCUUUGCUCCUUCAUCUCUGAGGCGGAGAGCCUGUGCCAGAACUGGAGAGGAUGGCGGAAACAGUCAGCCGGACCCAACUCCCCCACGGUCAAAAUGAAAGAUGGGUCCGUGAUCCCCUUGGUGGAACUGUCAGCAAAGCAGGUGGCAUUUCACAUUCCAUUUGAAGUAGUGGAAAAAGUCUACCCACCUGUGCCGGAGCAACUGCAGCUUCGCAUUGCCUUUUGGAGCUUUCCAGAGAAUGAAGAAGACAUCAGGCUAUAUUCAUGCUUGGCAAAUGGCAGUGCAGAUGAGUUCCAACGAGGCGAGCAACUCUUCCGAAUGAGGGCUGUUAAAGACCCAUUGCAGAUAGGUUUCCACCUGAGUGCCACAGUGGUACCUCCACAGAUAGUGCCACCAAAAGGAGCCUACAACGUGGCAGUAAUGUUUGACAGAUGCAGGAUUACCUCAUGCAGCUGUACAUGUGGAGCUGGGGCCAAAUGGUGUGCCCACGUGGUAGCCCUUUGUCUCUUUCGGAUACACAAUGCAUCUGCAGUUUGCUUGAGAGCGCCUGUCUCUGAGUCCCUAUCUCGAUUACAAAGAGAUCAGCUGCAGAAAUUUGCACAGUACCUCAUCAGUGAACUCCCUCAACAGAUACUUCCAACUGCUCAGCGUCUACUUGAUGAGUUGCUAUCCUCUCAGUCCACUGCCAUCAACACUGUAUGUGGAGCCCCAGAUCCUACUGCUGGCCCAUCUGCCUCUGAUCAAAGCACCUGGUACUUGGAUGAAUCUACAUUAAGUGACAACAUAAAGAAAACUCUUCACAAAUUUUGUGGUCCCUCUCCUGUUGUAUUUAGUGAUGUGAAUUCCAUGUACCUGUCCUCCACGGAACCCCCAGCUGCUGCUGAGUGGGCCUGUCUGUUACGCCCCCUGAGAGGGAGAGAACCUGAAGGCAUAUGGAACCUGCUUUCAAUUGUACGUGAGAUGUUUAAGAGACGGGAUACCAAUGCAGCUCCUCUUCUGGAGAUCCUGACAGACCAGUGUCUAACAUACGAACAGAUAACUGGCUGGUGGUAUAGUGUAAGGACAUCUGCAUCUCAUAGUAGUGCAAGUGGGCACACUGGCCGGGGCAAUGGCCAGUCAGAAGUUGCUGCUCAUGCUUGUGCAAGUAUGUGUGAUGAGAUGGUGGUUCUUUGGAGACUUGCUGUUUUGGAUCCAACCAUUAGCCCUCAUCGGCGAAGGGACUUGUGCACGCAGCUAAGGCAGUGGCAGUUGAAGGUAAUAGAAAAUGUCAAAAGAGGGCAGCAUAAGAAGUCUCUUGAGAAGUUAUUCCAUGGAUUCAAACCAGCUGUGGAAGCUUGCUACUUCAAUUGGGAGGAGGCAUAUCCUAUUCCAGGCAUCACCUAUAGCAGUGCUGACAAAAAGAACUCCUUUUGUUGGGUUAAGGCCAUCCAGCAGAGGAACUGCAGGCCACCGUGUAUAGAAAAUUUUUCUGAUGCAGGGAGAGGCCAUGGGACAGAUGCUAUGGGGACAUGUUUGCAGCUAGGAGACAGGUCACGACUUGUCUCUCAGGAGCCAGCUGUGCGCCCCAAAGAACUUAUUGGGAAACGGAAAGUUGUGUCUGAAGGCCCCCAGCGGGUUCUGAGAAGACUUUCAGCAGAAGGCGAUAAAGCUUCAUAUAAAACAACUGCGAACAAGGGCAAGCUUCCGGUGGGAAAGAACUUGGCCAGCAAACAUGGUGGGAAGCGUCGUAUGAGUAGCGAGGACAGUUCUUUGGAGCCGGACUUGGCUGAAUUGACUUUAGAUGACAGCAGUUUGGCUCUUGGAGCAGAGGCGAGCAAUACAUUCAGCUUCACAGACAGCCCGUUGAGCAGAAGCUACAGAGAUACUUUUGAGGAUGAUGGUGGAGUGUAUUUCUCUGAGGCAACCGAGCCUACCCUCAGAAGCAGUCCUUCCACAAAGAAACUUUCAAAGGAACCCGUGGAGGAAGUGGGCAGUGGAGAUGAUGACCUCCAUGGCCCUGAUGAAAGUAGUGCUGGGGUAUGUUCAAAGCCAAAAGAGGUGGAGGAAAAUGGCGCUGCUGGAGGAGAAGAGGAAGAAGAUGAUUAUCAAGUGUAUUAUUUAAAUCCCCAGGAGGUGGCUAAGGAAGAAGACGAGAAAGCAGAGGGUGGGAUUGAAGAGGAACAAGACAUGUUUGCUGGAAUAAAACCGUUGGAGCAAGAAAACCGAAUGGAGAUCCUGUUUGCCUGCGCAGAGGCUCUUCAUGCACAUGGCUAUAGCAGUGAAGCUUGUCGUCUCACUGUUGAACUUGCAAAAGACUUACUGGCUAACCCUCCGGAUCUCAAAGUGGAGCAACCCCCAACCAAGGGAAAGAAAAACAAAGUAUCUACCAGCAAACAGACUUGGAUGGCAACAAACACUUUAUCCAAAGCCGCUUUUCUGCUGACUGUACUGAGUGAGCGGCAGGAAUAUCACAAUCUGGCUUUCCAGAUUGGCAUGUUUGCUCUGGAGUUACAGAGGCCGCCAGCAUCUACCAAGGCCCUGGAGGUCAAGCUGGCAUACCAGGAAUCUGAGAUCGUGGCCUUGUUGAAGAAGAUCCCACUUGGCUCUAGCGAGAUGAAUACUAUUCGGGGGAGGGCUGAAGAGCUGAGGGAAGGAACACUGUGUGAUUACCGCCCUGUCCUGCCUCUCAUGCUAGCUAGCUUCAUAUUUGAUGUCUUAUGUGCUCCAGUGGUUUCUCCUACAGGAUCAAGACCCCCAAGCCGUAAUUGGAACAAUGAAAUGCCUGGAGAUGAAGAACUUGGCUUUGAGGCAGCCGUGGCAGCACUUGGCAUGAAGACAACAGUGAGUGAAGCAGAGCACCCUCUUCUGUGUGAAGGUACUCGAAGAGAGAAAGGAGAUCUAGCCUUAGCCCUGAUGAUCACUUACAAGGAUGAUCAGUCUAAACUCAAAAAAAUCCUGGAUAAGCUGCUGGACAGGGAAAGUCAGACACACAAACCUCAAACUCUGAGUUCAUUCUACUCAUCUAGCAAGCCUACAGUAGCUAAUCAGAAAUCUCCUUCCAAACACACUACCCAAUCAACUGCACCCAUGCAGCAUCUCCCAGGAACAUCUGUUGCACAGCAGACAGGUGUACCGCCAGCAGUCCAAAGCAAUCCUUCUGAACCCUUUAUGGAGAAGACUACCCAAGAGAACCCUCAGAGAUCCCCUUGCGACCCACCUGUUGAGUCCAGUAUCCUAAAGCAAGAAGGGAAAGUUCCUAGCCGAAUAGCUCUUGGAAGUAGAGGGGGCUACAAUGGAAGAUGCUGGGGUUCACCAGUCAGACAGAAAAAGAAGCACACAGGAAUGGCGAGCAUUGACAGCAGUGCCCCAGAAACCACCUCUGACAGUUCUCCCACCCUCAGUCGACGCCCCCUGCGAGGGGGUUGGGCAACUACCUCCUGGGGCCGGGGGCAGGACAGUGACAGCAUCAGUAGUUCUUCCAGUGAUUCCUUGGGUUCCUCUUCUUCCAGUGGAAGCCGGAGGGCCAGCGGAGGGGCACGUGCAAAGACUGUGGAGGUUGGGAGGUAUAAGGGCAGGCGACCGGAGAGCCAUGCCCCCCAUGUCCCAAAUCAGCCCUCGGAGGCAGCUGCUCACUUCUAUUUUGAGUUGGCCAAGACAGUUCUAAUUAAGGCUGGGGGAAACAGCAGCACCUCCAUUUUCACCCAUCCGUCUUCUAGUGGUGGCCACCAAGGGCCUCAUCGCAACCUUCACCUCUGCGCCUUUGAGAUUGGACUCUAUGCAUUGGGACUGCACAACUUUGUCUCGCCAAAUUGGCUCUCUCGGACUUACUCCUCUCAUGUCUCUUGGAUCACAGGGCAAGCCAUGGAGAUUGGCAGUGCAGCCUUGAAUAUCUUGGUGGAAUGCUGGGAUGGACACCUAACUCCCCCAGAAGUGGCAUCGUUGGCUGACAGAGCUUCAAGAGCUCGGGAUUCCAAUAUGGUGCGAUCGGCUGCUGAGUUGGCAUUGAGUUGUUUGCCACAUGCACAUGCCUUGAACCCCAAUGAAAUCCAGAGAGCCCUGGUCCAGUGCAAAGAGCAGGAUAAUCUAAUGUUGGAGAAGGCUUGCUUGGCUGUAGAAGAGGCGGCCAAAGGCGGCGGAGUUUAUCCUGAAGUUCUGUUUGAGGUUGCUCACCAGUGGUACUGGUUGUAUGAGCAAACAGUUGGGGGAACUCUUGCCCAGAGGGAAGGAGCAACAGGCUGCAGUGCAAACGGAGCCCGGGCGUCAUGCGAAACAGUCCGUGGACUACCAGACGCCAGAGUGACAUCAGAAUCUGCUACAGUAACGGUGGCUGCUGCGGUGACGGCAGCAGCAACAGUAGUGCCUGUGAUCUCAGUGGGGUCAACCAUAUACCAGCAGCACACUGUGGCAGGACCAGCAAUGGCACACGCACACACCCAGGGCCUGCAUCCCUACACGACACUCCAGACCCACAUUCCUUGCAAUCCUCAAUACAUCGGCCAUCCUCUUCAGCACAUGCCACGGCCAGCAGUCUUCCCAGUGCCUGGGUCUGCUUAUCCACAGGGUGUCCACCCAGCAUUCAUCGGGGCCCAGUACCCCUACUCGGUAACCACUCCGUCUUUGGCAGCAACUGCAGUGUCCUUCCCAGGAGUCCCCGUCCCUUCCAUGACACAGAUUGCUAUGCACCCCUACCAUGCUGAGACAGGGCUCUCACUGUCUUCCAAUGUAGCAAUAGGAAGUGUUCACGCAGGGUCUACUUUCCCAGCAAUUCAAGGGACUUCCUUAACAAGCUUGUCUUCUCAGCCCAGUUCCCUUGUGACAGGGGGCUUCCCUUCGGAAGAUGAACAACACAGCCAACCGGUCAGUCCUCAAGGAUUGCACUACCUUCAUUCUGCCUACCGAGUUGGGAUGCUGGCACUGGAGAUGCUUGGUCGCAGGGCUCACAAUGACCACCCCAAUAACUUCUCACGCAGCCCCCCCUACACAGAAGAUGUGAAGUGGCUUCUCGGACUAGCGGCCAAAUUAGGUGUGAACUACGUACAUCAGUUUUGUGUUGGUGCAGCCAAGGGAGUCCUGAGUCCUUUUGUGCUGCAAGAGAUCAUCAUGGAGUCCCUGCAGAGACUUAAUCCUGCCCAUGUCCACAACCACUUGCGCACACCUGCCUUUCAUCAGUUGGUGCAGAGGUGCCAGCAGGCGUAUAUUCAGUACAUCCAUCAUCGUCUGAUCCAUCUCACUCCAGCGGACUACGAUGACUUUGUGAAUGCCAUUCGCAGCGCCCGAAGCGCCUUCUGCCUGACUCCUAUGGGCAUGAUGCAGUUCAAUGACAUCCUUCAGAAUCUGAAACGCAGCAAACAGACCAAGGAUCUGUGGCAACGGGUCUCUCUGGAAAUGACUACCUUUUCACCCUGAUGCCCCAUCUUGCAUCCUUCCUUAUGGGAUCUUUUUAAUUUUAGCUAUUGGAAACCACUGAUUCAAUGUAUUUCUACCAUGACAUUCCUCAUCCAUGUGGCUGUGGCUGUGUUCUACUUCCCUUUCUCUCCUCCCCAGCAAGUGAAGGCAAGGAAACUGUGUGCAUGUGUGUGUGGGUGCGUGCGUGUGUGGGUGUGGGUGAGAGAGGGGGGGGAGCUGGUUGAUCAUUGGUCAACAGUUUUAGUCUUUUUCCUGUAUAGGGAUGUCUUUAUAAAUGAACAUCAUUUCUGCCUUUCUCUCUCUCUUACUGGGUGUGUAUGCAUGCAUGUUAGGGGUAGGAUCAAGCCUGUUUCUUUAUAAUAUUUAUUUUGGCAUUUAUAAAUAUGUAUACUACUUUCUAUAUGGUUCUUAAAAUUUCAGCCGUUACCGGGCCAGGAGAAACAGAGUUUGUUUCUGCUCAUCCAGGUUUUCUCCAACACUGUUCCUUCCUUCUUCCUGCCACAGCAGGUCCCUCAUCCAGUACAGCUUACCUGUUUGGAUGGGCAAAGACACCACUGGAAGCAUCUGGCCUCAGCAAGUACAGAACUGGCUGGUACGAUUUCUUUGCUCUUAGAUAGUGAUCUGAGGGCCUCCUCAUCAGACGACAUAGGAUAUUCUACCCCAAAUGGCUCCAAGUUGUACAGUCAUGUUCCUUUGGAUGAGAUGUUAGCUCUCCUGUAAUCAGUUUCUUACUCCUUGUUUCAGUUUCCCGAUUAAAGCCCUCAUUUUCUUAGACUGACUCUUCUCCAUAUUUCUGUUUAUCAUGCUGACAUCAUAAAACAAAGAACUAAGAGUGCCUUAGAGUAGGAAGUUCUAACCUAUUUUUGCAAAGGACUGAAAAAGUACCGAAACCUGGUCUUGUCCCAACGACCUUUGAACCACACAACCUCUCGCCACAAAGUAAUAAGGAAACUUGGUCUUAAAGAUAAGGAAGAUUCUCCUGCUAGUCCACAAGCAACUGAUAUUCAGGCAUGUAUUGCCCUGAAACUGGAGGUCACUUUUCAGCUUUCAUGGUUAAUGGCUUUUGCUAGACACACAUAUAUUAUUAAAUGCCCGCAACUUCAUCUGGUGAUAGUUAAUCCAGUAAACUUGGUUAUGCAUUUUGUGAACACCAAAUUUUGCCUGACUUCAAUUUUUGUCAAUCACUUUCCCUGGUUCAGCCUAGCUUGGGGAAAGGCAAGAUUUAUUUACUUCAUCCAGCUCAUGUGGAUUUUGUUAACCUUAAAUUUCCUCAUAGUUGUGUCUUACUGAUGUGAACUAGUCGAUUAUUAAAUAUAUGGGGACUAAUCAUACUAACUAUUUAAUUAAAUAGUUUAAAUUUACAUUUAAAUAAAGUUAAAUGAAAUUUAAUGUGUCUCGGCCUCGGCCACUUUUUAGCCCUCAAUCUGAAAAAAGUUGUGUGCUAGUAAUGUUGGACUUCCUCUGAUUAAUUCUCAGCAUUCUUUAUAUUACAUGAUGCUAGUGUUUCAUACUGUUUUUCACUAACUAAAUGGGGAAAUAAACUUUGCAUCCUGAAA